This is a messenger RNA of Cloeon dipterum, 594 nucleotides long. RefSeq lists its product as uncharacterized. The transcript has 2 exons. The record is from RefSeq and is a predicted model, not a curated record. NCBI's taxonomy places the organism in Eukaryota, Metazoa, Arthropoda, Insecta, Ephemeroptera, Baetidae. Bases 136 to 474 code for a protein of 112 amino acids.
GUAAGCACACAAGGCGGCGUGUUUCAUCACAAGACUCGCGCCGCCGCCGCCGCCGCCACCUGAGAGCUGGUCUCCGCCGCCGCCGCAGCCGUCACCGUCGCCGCAUUGCUGGCUAUGAGCUAGACCGCUGCAGACAUGGGACUCGCCGUCUGGACAAUAUUACUGGUAACGUGUGGGAUGGCGUGGUCAUCGCCGGCAACCAGUUGGCCCGUGCAGAUUGGAAUCCAGCUCAUCAGGGAAAACGUGGCCGGCCUGUCGGUGGUGCACGACAAGCAGAGCUACCCGUUCAACCCCGACGAAGGACUGAUUCGACGCGACCAGUUCGUGCGCACCUUCGGCUUCAGGGGCGAGAACCUGAUCAAAGCCCUCGGCGAGGGCGACGGCGGCUACGCCAAACUGGACGACGGCCAGCGGACACCUUUUGUGCCAUUCAGAAGCAAACAGGUCUUCAAUGGACUGGGAGAGUCAGGAUGAACGGAUGAAAGUGGAGUUUUUAAAUUAAGUUUGUGAAAAUGGAACGAAUACGACAAGAAGUCUUGUAUGUUUGCGUUUUUUAAAUUAUUUGAAUAAUAAAAAUAAAAGAUAACGUUUAAA